AGACAAAAACAUCAAAACCCUUUCUAUUUGAGCGCCCCUCCUUCUCUCUAACGAGCCCAUUUCUUCAUUUACACUCCCUUGAUUCACCCAUGGAAGAAGAUGACGAGUUCGGAGAUCUCUACUCUGAUGUCCUUCUUCCUCUCCAGCCUCCUCCUAUUCCUCACCAACAGGAGCAGGUUGAUGAACCCUCUCCAAAGCAACCGAUCGAUACCAAUCUCGAUAGCGACGACGAAGAGAUCUUGUUCGGAGUUCCCAACUCAAAUCAUACGAUCAAAUUGGAGGAUUCUCAACAUGAACAUGACCAGGUCUCUAGCUUGGUGAACUCCACCACCAAGCUUCCUCUUACCGGGGGAUUGCUUUCUAAUCUGAACUUUAAUUUAUGUGGUAAAACGGUGGAUCAGAAAGUGAGGGAAAACGAUGUUGAUAAUCAUCUGGAGUUUGAUAUUAACGGGCCAGCUAUUACUAGGGUUUUGGAUGGUGAUGGGGAAAUGAAAUUGGAGAGAAGCCCCAUUAAGGAUCUGAAUCUCAUUGAUGAAUCUAUAUUGAACAUUACCCUUGAUGGAAGAGACGAUAAAAAUAUCAUCUUGACAGGAAAUCAAGAGAAUUUAAUCGAUAGUAGAGAAACCUAUGAAAAAUUUGAUAUAGAAGAUGCUGAGCCUGUAAUACCAGGACUCCAUAUAGAAAACAUUCAUGGACCUGGUGGAGAAGGUGAUGACUGGGAGAGUGAUAGUGAUGAUGAUUUACAAAUCGUGUUGAAUGAUAACAAUCAUGGCAAUGUUUUGAUGGACAAAUCUGGUGUUAUGGGAAGUGACGAUGAGGAUGAAGAUGGUGAGCCUUUAGUUAUACUUGGUGAUACUGAUCAAGGCCAUCUUCCCAUGGAAGAAGUGGAGUGGGGUGAAGAUGGAGUUCAGAUAGCUGAUGGUGAUAAGAAGGAACUUGGGGAUGCUGAUAAAGCAGAUGGAAUUGCGUCCGCACCAAAAAUUGGAUAUAGCAGCCAUGGAUAUCAUCCAUUUCAUUCCCAGUUUAAGUAUGUUAGACCUGGUGCGGCUGUAGUGGCUUCUGUUGGAGUUCCAGGUCAAGUUCGUCCUCCAGCUGGUAGAGGUAGUAGUGAUUGGCGGCCAUCUGGAAUGCCGUCUGGAAUGCCAACUGGAAUGAAGAAUAAUGUUCCUUUUGUGCAGAAAGGUUUUAGUGCUGGUUUUGGGACACCUCUUUAUUCAUCAGCUGGUCGUGGUGGUGGACUUGGUGGUGGACUUGAAUUUACACUUCCAUCGCAUAAGCCUAUCUUUGAUGUUGAUAUCGAUAGUUUUGAGGAAAAACCUUGGAAACAACCUGGAAUUGAUAUUUCAGAUUAUUUUAACUUUGGUUUGAAUGAGGAAAGCUGGAAAAGCUAUUGCAAACAGCUGGAACAUCAUCGCAUGGAGGCAACCAUGCAGAGCAAAAUCAGUGUACAUGAAAGUGGAAGAGCAGAAAAUGUGUAUGAUCCUGAUCUUCCACCAGAAUUGGCUGCAGCAGCUGGUAUGCAUCUUGCGUCCUCUGAACCUGCAAAUGUAGGGAAGGUAGAUGGUGGCCUUGUCAAUGGUUCUGUUCGUGUGCGACCACCAUUACCAAUGGGAAGACCUAUACAGGUGGAAACAGGUAACGGAGAGCGUCUCCCUUCUAUUGAUACUCGAGCAACACGAUUUCGUGAUUCUGAUGCAGUUAUUGAGAUUGUCUUGCAGGAUUUUGCAAAUAACGAUCCAUUACCCGCAAACGAUGCUGCAGAAUUGCCAGAAAAUGAUAAUUUAAGAGAGGAUCUGAGUGGAAGCCAUGAAUCUGAACGAGAUAUCGUAGAAGAAGAUGCAAAGAAGAGGGAGUUAACGGCAAGAAGUGGAUCUUGUUCUAACUCUGUUCCGGAUGAUCGAAGUGGGUCAUCAACAAAUUCUGCACCCAAUCUUCUUGGUAAAGUAAAGAGAACUUUCCACCCUGAAGAACCUCUUCAUUAUUCUCCCCAACCCAAAGGCAGUAGAUCUCCUUAUUCUGAUGAAGAUACUGACAAUCUUCUUGAAGACGGACGCGCAAAAGAAAGAGCAGAUGAAAGAUCUCCAAGUGUGAUCCCUAGUGAUAGUAAGAAAGAAGAAUCAACUGAAAACAUUGAUGUAAAACAUAGCCCUCAGUUGUCAUCACCUGCUAGUUUCGCGAGUGGCGAGCAACUCUCUGUAGGACAUGAUGAGCUGGUGGGAGCUCGUAGUGGCCUUAGAAGGAACAGUAAAGAAACAUCGGCCUUGAAAACAACUGCUUCUGCUAAUAUCAUCCCUAUAGAUGAAAAAAAUUAUCAAUCUCUGAAGAGGCAAAAAGUAAGUUCUCAUAUCCAACAAUCUCCAUUACAAGAAGCUGACGAUCUCGAGGAUUUAAAGGCUGCACGAAGUAGCGAAAACAGCAAGGCGAGAUCGGGUAGUAGUCGCGAUGUUCAGAAGUUGAAUGAUGGUAUGGAUGAGGAAGUUGUCCAACGUCGAAAUUUGGUACGAGCUCGAGAUAUGAAGAGGCCCACUAAUGAAGAAGAGCAAAUUGCAAGAAGAAAAGGACGUGAAAUAGGAAAGAAGAUCAAUGUGGAAGAAGGCACACAUUCUCGUAGAGAUUGGGAACUCGAAUACGCUCAUCGCUCAAAUUUGAAGGCUGAGAGCAGUUUGGUUAGGCGAAAAGACAAGGAGAGUUCAGAUGGAACUUGGAAACAUAGGGUUGAAGAUUUGCAUGUAAGGGCUAGAGCUGAGGAAACAAGGAAACGAGGGAGAGAUAAUGAGAGAUUGGAAAAAGACGAAUAUCUACAGUCAAGAAAGCAGCUAGAAAAUGGUACUUCAAGAAUUCAUCGUGAGAGAGAAGUGGCAUCUCGACAAAAAGGACGAUACGAGACUAUGGAUGAACUCCGAGGAAAAAGAAGAAAAGAAGAGCAUCUAAGAAAAGACGUUGAGAAAGAAGAAAUCCUGCAUAGAAAACGAGAUAGGGGAGAUAUGAGAAACAAAGAAGAAAUCUGGAUCUCGAGAGAGAGAGUUGAGAAGCAAAAAGAACGAGAAGAGUGGCACAAGAUCAAACAAAUAAAUGAGGAUGGACGAGGAUUGAGGAGUAGUCGAAUAGGAGAGGACAAAGCAUCAUAUGGAUUCAAGAGAAGGGACCAUAUGGAUGAUUUGGGUCCUUCCCUACAUAAUAGAGGACAUGAAGAUGUUUUAUAUCCACGUGUAAACCAACUUAUGAAUGACGAUAGAAGAUCAAGACAGGAAUCUGCAAAUACUCGCAACGAUACUAACGAUAAGAAACUUAAAGAACCGCCAACAAAGAAGAGGAGAGAAUAUAAAAGUGGCGAUCAGAGGACCUUGCACUCUUCCAUUACAAGCCAAGAACAGAGUAUCAUUAAGAAUGAGCUGGUUUCAAGCGAAGGUGGAAGAAAUGGAAGUCGUCAUCAUCUUCUUCAGCAUCAGUCACCAAGAAAACAGAAAGAAGAGGUAUCUUCAGGAGACGAGCAUCAGCAGCGAGAUUCAAGGAGAGGGAGGUCGAAAAUGGAACGUUGGACAAGCGAUAAGUAUAAAACAGACGGAGGAAUAAAAGAGGAAUCUACCCUUCAUGGAGAAAUGGAUGGCAAGAACUCUGAAACAAAGCCGCCUUUAGAUGACAAACAUUUGGACACAGUGGCAAAGUUGAAGAAAAGGAGCGAACGGUUUAAGCUUCCAAUGCCGAGUGAGAAGGAUGUGAUUGCUGUGGUUAAGAAGAUUGAAUCUGAACCGUUGAAUUCAACCGGAGGUGGCGAUAAUAUUAUUAGUAAAACAGAAUUGGAGGUGAAACCGGAGCGACCAACUAGGAAGAGAAGUUGGACUGGUAAAUAAACUACUAAUCAUAAUGAAGUUAUCCCACUUGAGACUGUAACACAGAAUGUUUUUUUUUUCUUUCUGAAUUUUGGGUUUUUUGAAGAACAUUGAUUGAUGAUUCAUAUGAGUAUGUAUACUGAUUGUGGUUUUAAGAAAGAGGGGACACUUACAUUCAUUAGAAGAAGACAGAACCAGAAGAUGAAGAAGAAGACAGCCAGACAGACAGACAUUUACACUUGAUUCUCUGUUCUUACUAUACCACUUGCCUGUAUUAUUAAAUAAUUUGUAUUGACAGUUAAGCUUUUUAUUUGUAUGAAUCCUCUCCCUUUCCCCAUUUGUUGUAUGAUAUGAUGAAAUACUCAAAGUUUAAUCUAAUGUAAUA
Molecule: messenger RNA, 4215 nt
Organism: Impatiens glandulifera
Lineage: Eukaryota; Viridiplantae; Streptophyta; Magnoliopsida; Ericales; Balsaminaceae
Product: FIP1[V]-like protein
Exons: 9
Coding region: 90-3851 (1253 amino acids)
Biological process (GO): mRNA processing
Source: RefSeq, a predicted model, not a curated record